Messenger RNA from Varanus komodoensis (Komodo dragon), 872 nucleotides. It is a transcript of the gene SAMD13, whose product is annotated as sterile alpha motif domain containing 13. The coding region runs from base 169 to 531 and encodes 120 amino acids. The record is from RefSeq and is a predicted model, not a curated record. Gene Ontology annotation, molecular function: protein binding. NCBI's taxonomy places the organism in Eukaryota, Metazoa, Chordata, Lepidosauria, Squamata, Varanidae. The transcript has 5 exons.
UUUCCUAUGACAACAUGGCUGCACCUCGAUCACAGUUUUGGACUACGACUCCCAGCAUGCCUUCCUCCAUGACAGCUUCUUUCUGAUUGGCUACACCGCGUUCUAGUUGGAACUCUGCAUGUGGCUGCUGCUGUGCUGGGAAGGAAGGCAGUCUUUUGCUGGCUAUAUAUGUAUGUAUAUAUGAAAAAAGUUCCUGACAGAAAGUUCAUUUCCGACUUCCUUAUGCUUGCUAUUGACAUGGAAAACAAGGAAAAUGGAUCUCUGGACACAGAAAACUUGGUAGAGAAUGGAAGACCUCCUGAUCCUGCUGACUGGGCGGUUACAGAUGUGGUGAAUUAUUUCAGAACAGCGGGCUUUGAAGAACAAGCAAACGCUUUCCAAGAGCAGGAAAUUGAUGGGAAAUCUUUACUGUUGAUGACCAGAAAUGAUGUGCUGACUGGACUUUCAUUAAAACUGGGACCUGCACUGAAGAUCUAUGAAUAUCACAUAAAGCCUCUACAGACACAGCAUCUCAAGAAUAGUUCACUAUAGUGGAUUUCAAAUGGGGACUUUGUUGUGUGUGUCUUAUUAAAAUAAAUAAGCAGCUUUGGUUUCGAAUUGAGGGAACUUUGUAAAAAGACUGUACAUAUGUGUGCAUAUAAAAUAUAAACCAAAUGGCACUGAUAUAAAUAUAUAAAUCUAUAUAUUUAUACAUAUAUCCUAUUGGAUAGCUUUAGCAAUAUGCUGUUUGUUGGUUAUUGAACUGAUAGUGGAAUUUCUUGUUGUUCAGGUACAUAAGCAGCUGAAUACUCUCUUUUCAGUGACUAUGGGUAGUGUCUGAUAGUAAUCCUAUGUAAAAUAGAUCCAUUGAAAGGAUUGGAAGUUAAGUUAGA